AUGGCUAAAGGGAAAGGGAAGAGCGCUUCAGGCGCUAAUCAGAUUAUCCCAGAUGGAGGUGUUUCAAUUUCAGAAUCCAAACCUACCGCCGAUGUUCCCCAGAUUGACGAGAGCGCCUUCGCCGGUCUGCGACAAAAAAUCGAGCAACGCUUAAAAGAUCAGAGCUCCAAGGCAAAAUCGAAGAAGAAUAACAAGGCGGCUACAUCUACCGAGGAUUCUCAAGCCGACAAAGAGACUGCCCCCAAGGCCGAUAAAAGCCAGGAUCUCUCUGCGCAAGGCAAGAAGCGUGAUCGCAAUGGAGAGGUGAUCGCUCGCGACGAUAAGAAGGAAGGAAAGAACAAGGCUGGAAAAGCUUCCAAAAAGUGUGCCGAUGAUGAAACUUUGCGACAAGAGAUUCUGGCACUUGGUGGUACCGAGGAUGAUCUCGACCUUGUGGCCGGUAUUGACUCCGAGGGCGAGGAGGUUGAAGGCGUCCAGGCUAAGGGUGGUGAUGGGGAUCUUCGUAAGGAACUCGCGAAAAUGUUAGAGGCUGCCGGCCAUGUUGUGCCAGAGGACCUGGAAGAUGAUGACGUUGAAGAAGAGGAGGAAGUCGAAGAGGACGAGGAGGAAAAUGUCGAAGAUAUCGAAGAUAUCGAAGACGAAGACAUCAGCGAUGAAGCUGACGACGAUGUCUCCGAUGUUUCCGAUAUUAAGGAACCUGUUCCAGUUAAGACAAAAGCACAGGAGGUCGUUAUUCCAAAAGAAUAUGCAAACCUGGCCAUUCUCCCUCGCUCCGAUUGGUACGCAGCUCCUGUUCCGCGCGUUGCUAGUGGAAAUGCGAAGCAGAUGAGCGCCCUUCCCCGACACCUGGUUGAUCGCAUACACGAGCUUGCCAAUACGCUGCUGCAGGAGGAAAACGACAAGUAUGCCAAGGCCCAGCAAACUUCGGCUUCUUCAUCCUACAAGUUCUACACAAGCAUCAUGACCUCCGGUACCCUGAGUGAUAAAAUCUCUGCUUUGACCCUGGCUGUUCAGGAAUCUCCUCUACACAACAGAAAGUCUCUGGAGACUCUGAUUGGUCUAGGACGUAAGCGUAGCCGUGCUCAGGCGGUCGAGGUUCUGCGCUCCUUGAAGGAUAUGUUCGCCCAAGGAACACUUCUCCCCAGUGACCGUCGUCUGAAGGCAUUUGCCAACCAGCCAUCGCUUGUUGCUGCGUUCCAAGGCGCCGGCGGCCGUUGGACUGAGCGGGAUCCUCUCCCCGGUGGCUUGCAGAAAAGCCAUCUGAUGAUGUGGGCUUUUGAGGACUUCGUGAAGGAGCAGUUCUUUGAGGUUCUUAAGAUUCUAGAGACUUGGUGCAACGAUGAAAUUGAAUUCUCUCGAUCUCGUGCCAUCAGUUAUGUCUAUGAGCUUCUCAAGGAAAAGCCAGAGCAAGAAGCCAAUUUGUUGCGAUUGCUGGUCAACAAGCUUGGAGACCCAGGCAAGAAAAUUGCUUCACGCAGUUCUUACCUUCUUUUGCAACUUCAACAGACACAUCCACUGAUGAAGCCUUUGAUCAUCAAGGCUGUUGAAGAGUUGCUGUUCAGACCUGGUCAGAGCCAGCAUGCCAAAUACUACGCCAUAAUUACUCUCAACCAGACUGUUCUCAGCUCGAAGGAAGAGCCGGUUGCUAUGCAGCUGCUGGACAUCUACUUCUCUCUUUUUGUGACUAUUCUAAAGCCAACUCAACCCAAGAAGCCCAGUUAUAACAUCAAGUCUCACGGCAAGCAUGGCAACAAGGGCUCUAAGAACAAGGGUCCUGCUAAGGGAGAAGCCCAGGAUGAUGAAAUGCGUGAGAAGUUGACUUCCGGUGUCCUGACCGGUGUCAACCGCGCGUAUCCAUUUACUGACGCUGACUCGGAGCGACUCUCUAAGCACAUCGACACACUUUUCCGCAUCACCCAUUCCUCGAACUUCAACACCAGCAUUCAAGCUCUCAUGCUGAUCCAGCAGAUCACUGCAACCCACCAGGUUGCCAGUGACCGCUUCUACCGUACCCUUUACGAGUCUCUGCUGGAUCCCCGUGUCACUACCUCUUCCAAGCAAUCACUCUACCUCAACCUUCUGUUCAAGUCACUCAAGAGCGACCUCAAUGUUCGUCGGAUCAAGGCAUUUGUGAAGCGUAUUGUUCAAGUUCUUGGAUUGCAUCAACCCGCCUUUGUCUGCGGUGUUUUCUACUUGAUCCGCGAGCUGGAGAAGACUUUCCCCAGUCUUUCAUCUCUGUUUGAUCAACCUCAAGCAAAUGAUAGUGACGACGAGGAAGUGUUCCGAGAUGUCCCUGACGAGGAUGACGAGCAACCCGCGCCCGUUAUCGAGACCAAGGCCCCGAAGAAGUCCAACAUUUAUGACCCCCGCAAGCGUGACCCAGAGCACAGCAAUGCCGACCAGACCUGUCUCUGGGAGUUGCUGCCCUACACAUCUCAUUUCCAUCCCUCUGUCUCUGUCAAUGCUGUGAACUUACUGGAGCACAACCCAAUGAGUGGCAAGCCCGAUAUGAACAUUCAUACCCUCACUCACUUCUUGGACCGUUUCGUGUACCGCACUCCCAAGGCCAGCGCCGCCGCCCGUGGUGCUUCCAUCAUGCAGCCUCUUGCUGGUGGCGACACUGCAGACCGCUUGGUGGAGGCUGCUAAGACAACCCAGCAAAACAUGCCCCUUAACUCCGAGAGCUUCUGGAAGAAGAAGGCCGAUCAAGUCGCGGCUGAGGAUGUCUUCUUCCACGAGUACUUCAACCGUGUUAACAAGGACAAGACACGCACUAAGAAGGCCAAGGAUACUGAGGGUGACGAUGAGGAUGCCGAGGGUAGCGAUAACGAGGACGAGAUCUGGAAGGCACUUGUGGACUCCAGACCUGAGCUGGAAGCCGACGAUAUCAGCGACGACGAUCUCGAUAUGGAUGAUCUGGAGUCUGCUUACGAUGAUGACGAGGAGGAUGUUGAAGGCGAGGGUAGCGGUGAUGAUGAGGUCAUCUUCAACGAUGAGUCCGACGUACCUUCUGAUGAGGAGAUGGCCGACUUCAGCGGCCUUUCCGAUGAGGAAACUGAAGCUGUCGCUCCUCCUCCCGCCACAAAGAAGGCCGCCAAGAAGGCCGCCAAGGAAGAGAAGGUCGAAGAGGACGAGGAAGAUGCCUUCGACAUGGAUGUUUCGGACGACGAGGCUUUCUUGGACAGCGACGACGAUCUGCCAUCCGAUAUGGAACUUGGUGGUGUCGAGUUGGAGGAGGCACCUACCGAGGCUCCCUCGGACAAGAAGAAGCGCCGCAAGCUCAAGCACCUCCCAACCUUUGCCUCUGCCGACGACUACGCGGCUCUUCUUGCAGACGAAGACGAGGGUAUGUAA
Penicillium malachiteum is the source of this 3354-nucleotide messenger RNA. Its product is annotated as RNA-binding ribosome biosynthesis protein MAK21. Bases 1 to 3354 code for a protein of 1117 amino acids. Gene Ontology annotation, cellular component: nucleus. The record is from RefSeq and is a predicted model, not a curated record. NCBI's taxonomy places the organism in Eukaryota, Fungi, Ascomycota, Eurotiomycetes, Eurotiales, Aspergillaceae. The transcript is spliced from 3 exons.